Messenger RNA from Epinephelus fuscoguttatus (brown-marbled grouper), 1256 nucleotides. Its product is annotated as CD209 antigen-like protein 2. The transcript is spliced from 6 exons. The record is from RefSeq and is a predicted model, not a curated record. Bases 263 to 1192 code for a protein of 309 amino acids. Lineage: Eukaryota; Metazoa; Chordata; Actinopteri; Perciformes; Serranidae.
ACUGAGACUUCUUCUGUGUGCCAAGUGUGCAGGAGAACGAUGAUGGUUGACGCAAAAACACGACUGUCCCUGUAGUGCCAGUGUUGGAUUUGUCCGCUCUCGAAACAACAUAGUGGAUAUUCUAAUGUCACAAAAACACAACGAUUCUUAGUUUCAGGUGAUGAUACACAAAUGAAAACAUAGUUAUGAGUAUCAGGUGGGGGUGGAUUCACAGCCAGACACACCCCUCUCCUUCACAGAUACAAAAGCAAGGCACAAACAGAUGAGUGGGCAAAGCUGCAGUGCUGCAAUGGCGAAUCCACAAAGCAGGACAGAGGAUGGGCAGAAAAUAUCAUUCAUACAGAGGCUUUCUCAGGUUUUCCUCAACACUGGUGUAAAUCUUCAGUUUCGCUAUAAACAGUUUGGACAAGGUGGAGAUGGAUCUAACCGACUUGUUUUACUCUGUCUGGGUCUGUUGAACAUCACUCUGCUGAUAGCUGCUGUUGUUAUUGGGAUUAACUGUGCCAAAGUCAAAGAGGUUUCCCACUCAGCUGCAACACAGCUCAUCGAUGAGCUCAACUAUCUCCGUGGCAACUACAGCGAUGUGAUCAAAGCUGAGGAGGAGGCCAAAAACGUGUUAGAGAGCGUGCUCAAAAACCACACACGGAUGAAAGAGAAAAUUGAGCAACAGAAGACCAGCAAUGACAAUUAUCAGAAACAGAUCGAGGCACUGCAAGAACAGAGGACAAUUCUGUUGUCCAAUGUUUCGGCUUUGGAGGAACACUGUAGCGGAUGCCCCUCUGGAUGGAUUCCUCUCAACUCAUCCUGCUAUUUCUUUUCUUACACUGAGUCCCCUAACGUUGAAAAGAACUGGCCAAAAAGCAGAGAAGACUGUAAAAGUCGUGGAGCUGACCUGAUUGUGAUUGAUUAUCCGGACGAGCAGAAUUUUGUGAGUCACACCAUUGACCAUAUGAUGGCUGGUGGCUUCUGGGUUGGUCUCACUGACAUGCACACAGAAGGGAAAUGGGUCUGGAUUAAUAAUGUCACUGAGGUGGAAAAUAGGUACUGGAUGGAUGGAGAACCAAACAACGUUGGAUACCAUGGAGAAGACUGUGCAAUGGUAAUUUCUAGCCGUAUGACUCCCUGGAAGACCCGUAACGAUGCCAACUGCCGCCAUUCUAUGAACUGGAUAUGUGAAAUGACAUCAAGAUAGAAUCAGGAAGUUCUGCUCAAGCAGAAAACACAUUGUUUUUAUUGUUUCAUUUUUUUUUAAAGAA